CUUAAGUUGGAAUGUGCAAAAACACGAGCUGUGCUGAAUGCCAAUAUCGGCGCAUGCCAUGUGAAAUUAGAGGAGUACAAGGAGGCAGUGAAGGCUUGUUCUGAAGCGCUCAACGAUGAUCCAAAGUACAUCAAAGCCCUACAACGACGGGCAUCGUGUAGCGAAAAAAUCGGCUCAUGGACUUCCCUUGCAAGUGCGCAGGAUGACUACAACACACUCCUUAAACUCCUUCCACCCGAUUCACCACAGAUCGGCGUAACCAAACGCUCCUUAGCAGCGCUCAAGCCUCGCAUAGAGGAAGCACAGAAGGAAGAGACAUCGGAAAUGAUCGAGAAGCUGAAAGGAAUUGGGAAUAGCAUCCUUGGUAACUUCGGUCUGUCAACCGACAAUUUCAAGUUUGAGCCGAACGGCCAAGGGGGUUAUUCUAUGAAUUUCGCGCGAUAA
Messenger RNA from Fomitiporia mediterranea MF3/22, 444 nucleotides. RefSeq lists its product as uncharacterized. NCBI's taxonomy places the organism in Eukaryota, Fungi, Basidiomycota, Agaricomycetes, Hymenochaetales, Hymenochaetaceae. The record is from RefSeq and is a predicted model, not a curated record. The transcript has 5 exons. The annotation marks the transcript as partial. Gene Ontology annotation, molecular function: protein binding.